Molecule: messenger RNA, 2904 nt
Organism: Cladocopium goreaui
Lineage: Eukaryota; Dinophyceae; Suessiales; Symbiodiniaceae
Source: the annotation of a GenBank genome assembly
AUGGCACUCGGAGGUCUUGCCGGAAUCAACUGCCACUGCCAGUGGGGGCUGACUGGGCUUUUGGGUGGCAUCGUCAUCAUGCUGGCCGCAGGCGUCUUCACUGCUUUGCCUGUCUUUUUUGGCUGGUUCUGCUACCAGUGGUACUACGCCCUUUGCUGGUUCUGGUUCCUCCUCGGCGUUGCCAUGACGGUCUUUGGAGCGUUCUACGAAUGCUUCUGCUUCUCGCCAGUCUACAAGUCAGUGCAGGCCCGGGAGUGGGCGGAGGAAGAUGGCUCUGGCCCAGCGGUCACUGGCAUAAGUGGGCCAGAGUUUCGCAAAAUUUUGCUAAGAGUGCCGCUGAGUAGAGUAGGCGAAAUAGUGGAGCUGUGUCAGCUGUGUGGCACAGCACGUGACCAGGCGCAGGCUGCCCAGGCUGCCCAGGCUUUUCAUGUCGUGCCAGGCAAAUCUACAUCACAGGAUGCGACUGGCAAGGUCGAUCCAGAAAGCCAGUGCAUUGGAGACGACACUUCGCCAGCACUGGGUGGCCGAAGUGGCAUCGAAGUCGUGCAAGCCGUCAAACUGCAGGGUGUGGAAACUGUGAAUCAGGUGGAAGGAAGACUCAUGAAGACUCGCUUGCUCUGGAGCCAUUUCGACCUGGCAAAUGUUUGGUCAAAUCUGGCACCAUCAGGGAACAUCUAUCGGCUGAAUGGCUUGGAACAGAUGAGACUAGCCCAUUGUGCUGACCUACAAGCACAGCUGAGAGAUUUGGCAGAGGAGAGAGCUGACAUCUUGGGCGAUCGGCCUUUAGACGACCGCUGUGAUGAUUUGGUGAAAGCAUUGCAGAAAACCAAGGCGCUGGUCUCGGUUCGGCAGAAAACCUCAAUGGCGACUGAGUUUGGCCAGGACGAGGAGAUUGGCUGGGACGAUGAUGUUCUUCAAACGGAAGGCUUUCCGGUCUUGGAGGAGUUCCUGGUGGGCAAAGUGUCGGUCGGCUGGCCAGUAGUGGUUCCUCUGACCCCAGUUGGAUGGAGUGCUUGGUGGAACUCACAGCUGAUUGGUUGCAUAGUCGCUUUUGUCCAAACCAUCGGUCCAGUCCUGGUGGUUCUCAGCUUGUGGCAGGGUCCUACCAACUAUUUGCGCGAUCCUUUGUCGACCUGGGAGCGGCUGACUCUUUCAAAUACCUUCUGCGAGAGUCGUGCCCUCUCCGACUGGUGUACGGUCUUAAUGGGUGUGAUGUUCUCCUUUUUCGUCGUGGUGCAGCUGCUGAAUUACGCUGCUUCGGAGCUGGAUGAUGUGUACAAAUUUGGUCGGUUGGCUGGGUGCACGUCUUUUUGGUCAGUGGCAGGUGCUUACAUCAACAUGUGGUGCGUGCUUUGGAACAUAGUUGCACUUCCUUUAUCCUUUUGGCGAAUGGAGCAUGCUGUAGAUGUGAUCCUAGGCUCGUGGGGCCUAUUGUUUAUGUUCAAUCUGGAUGACCUGACUGGUGUUGCGGGCGAAAUCUUGGGAAGUACUGAUGACCAAUUCCAGCGCUGUCUUUGCUGGAACUAUGCCAAUUACGGAGCUGCGAGCAGCUCCAGGCUCAGUAAGGAUCCAGAGGAAGCCCGUUUCUUCAAGCGUGGAAAUUCAGCGCCCCUCACUGCUGGCCUUUUGAUAGCUGAUGUCGUUGGCGCUGGAGUUCUUGCCAUGGGUCAAGCAGUUGCCCAGCUGGGAUGGAUGGUUGCGAUUCCUGCCAUCUUUUUGAUGCUGGCCAUGAAUGCUCACAUUAUGAUCUUGGUAUGGCGGGUCCAGAAAAUUCACCCAGCCGCAAAGUCCUACAAAGAUCUGGCAUGCAUGACCAUGGAGCGUGCGCAACCGGAAUUUCUGAACCUCGCGAAACGAGUAGUGGUGGUUGGGCAGUACACCUUCAUUUUUGCUACUUUAUCGCUCUAUACCCUCAGUAUCGGGCAGGGACUCGGUAUGUUCUUCUAUGAUCUUCAUAGUUGCCUUCCUAUGGUGACUUUCAUUGGCUGUAUGCUGCUGCUUCCAAUGAACACUUCUGCACGGUUCUUGGGCUCUUUCUCUGGCUCCGUGGUGUUCAACUGUCUUUGCACAGUUGGAACUGUGCUGAUCCCCAUUCUUUGGUUGAUGCAUGAAGGUGUGGAAGUCACAAGACCAGCACAUAGCGAGUUUGUCGGGGUGGCCAGCCAGCUCUCUUUGAGCUCUUUGGUCACGUCUGCCAGUACCUUUGCCUUUGCUUUCAGCGGACAGUUCCUGCUUUGUGAGAUCAUGUCAGAGAUGGAUGACCUCGAAGAGUUUCCCAAGGCAUACCUCGUCUACUCCCUGCCCUUUCAAGCAGCCGCUUUCCUGGGCGUUGGUCUUUCAGUCUAUUACUUCCGAGGAAGUGCAGCUUUGGGUAUGAUCGUUCAGGAGAUUCCCUUUGGCUUCAUUGAACGACUAGCUGCAUCCUGCCUCGUGGGCCACAUUCUCAUCACUUAUGUGAUCAAGAGCGUAGUGCUUUCCAAGGGCCUGCUAGAAGAAUUUGAAAAAAGCAAGAUCAUUGCAAAUGGAGACACCUGGCUUUCAUGGUACUGCAUGAUGGUUCUGAUCGUGGGUGCUUCUUGGUUCAUGGCCCAAAUCGUGCCCUUCUUUGCGGACUUUGUAAGCUUGCUCGGCGCGACCCUGACGCCGUUGAUUGCAUUUAUCGUACCACUUCUGCUGUAUGGAUUGUGUAUCAGCACGAAUGAUGCGAAAGCAAGUGUUUUGGAGAAGGCUGUCAUGGCACUGGAGCUCCUUCUUUCCUGUGUCGUGUUGGUGUACGGCACUGCAUCCACCUUGGUAAAUAUCUUCGAGAAAUGGGAUCAGUAUGGAUAUCCCUUUGCCUGCCAUUGCCAGAAUCUUUGGAGGACCUGCUCUUGCUCACCCAACAGGAUGGAAUGCCCAGCUUAA